Messenger RNA from Cyclopterus lumpus (lumpfish), 1136 nucleotides. Its product is annotated as caspase-3-like. The transcript has 4 exons. The record is from RefSeq and is a predicted model, not a curated record. Bases 61 to 825 code for a protein of 254 amino acids. Gene Ontology annotation, biological process: proteolysis. Gene Ontology annotation, molecular function: cysteine-type endopeptidase activity. NCBI's taxonomy places the organism in Eukaryota, Metazoa, Chordata, Actinopteri, Perciformes, Cyclopteridae.
CAGGCAGCACUUCUCAGACUUUAUCUCCCACACAGCAGUGUGAACAGAGGAAGAGGACCGAUGGACCUCAGGGGGGACAGGAACCGGGCAGUGCUUGUGUCUGUGGAACAGUUUGACCCCGGGGUAAGACUGGGCAGGAGGCCCGGAGCCGGCAAGGAUGCCAAGACACUCCACCGGACCCUCAGCAAGCUGGGCUUCAAGGUGGACAUCCACACCGACCGCAGCCGGGACGAGAUCUACGAGCUGUUUCUGAAAGAGAGCCAGAGGCCUGUGAAAGACUGUUUUCUGGCCGUCUUGUCGUCUCAUGGGGACGAGGGCUGCGUGUUUGGAGCGGAUGGGAAACCUGUCCAACUGUCUCUCGUCUUCACAUAUUUUGACAAUGAUUAUAUGGAUAAAAAGGUCAAAGUGUUUCUCAUACAGGCAUGUCGGGGAGCAGGUUUAGAUGAUGGUGUGGAGGUGGAUUCAGCUGGUGACACCAGAGAGUGCAGCUUCUCACACAAUCUCUCUGUUCCUGUGGAUACGGCUGUGAUGUACGCAACACCACCUGGAUACGGAGCCUUCAUGCACCCUCUGGGAUCAGUCUUCCUCCAGACGUUCUGCACUUUAUUAAAGCAGAAGGACAAUCGGAACCUGGAGCUGACCCGCCUGCUGACACGCCUCUCCCACACAGUGGCCUACCGCUUCCAGGCCAAAGGUGGAGCGUUUGGUGGGAAGAAGGAGAUGCCGUGCCUCCUGAGCCGACUGACCAGAGAAGUGUUUCCGUUCGCCGAGCCAGGACACUUGGCCACCGACAGAGAGUCAACACGGACUCCUUCUGUCAGUUAGACUGAGUGUGAAUGUGUGGAGAUAAGCUACAAGAUAAGCCAUGUUAUCAAAUAUAUAAACUAACAAUAAAGAAUUGAUUUAAUGACUUACGGAAUUUUUAUCCCUUUGUACUAAACAAUUACAGACCGAUCUUCAAACUGAAGAUCUUAGAAAAGAGUGUGUACAAACUGCUCUGCUUAAGGAACUAUCUUCUCCUGGCUGCUUUUGACACAGUGGAUCAUAAUACUUUAAUUUCCCAUCUAGAAGACUUGAGGUUGCCAACACCGCUCCCUAGUGGUUCAUCUCGGUAACUCAACGUCAUCUGCAGCCAC